This is a messenger RNA of Acanthosepion pharaonis, 753 nucleotides long. The record is from the annotation of a GenBank genome assembly. Lineage: Eukaryota; Metazoa; Mollusca; Cephalopoda; Sepiida; Sepiidae.
AUGGGUUAUGUCGAGGAUCCAGGGCAAUCAGAACAUACUCAGCUCAGCACUACACCCAGAAAACAAUCAUCGUCGCUUGUUAAUUCAAAGGAGAAGGACCAGGUACAACCCGAAUGUGGUAUACAUAAGUGCAAGCCAGACUCAAUGCAGGGCUGUGCGAAUCUUGUCUGCUUUACCGCUUGCUACAGUAUGGCAGCUUUACUCACUCAGACCUUAACUGUGUAUCUUACCUCCCAGAUCACAUCUGUUGAAAAGCAGUUCGGCUUCAGCAGUUCCCAAGUUGGAGUUAUAAUGAGUGGUAACGAUAUCGGGUUCCUUGUCACUGUUCUAUUGAUAAGCCACUUCGCAAAGAAAGCACAUAUUCCGCGUUGCCUAGGCGGCUCGACGUUUCUCUUCGGUAUAUCAGGACUCAUCUGUUGCUUAGCCUACUUUGUCGACCACACACCGAAAUACUUGCAGAAGGAAAGCUUAGAGAUGUCGGCCAAUGACACACCAGCCAUUCUUCAGAAACAUGACAUGGAAACCCUACUGUGCAAUACAACAGCCGACCUUGAUCAAAUCAGAAAAGAAUCGGAAUGCACAGAGAAGUCUGUGCAGAUUCAGGCUGACCAGACAAAGAUCGCUUUUGUUAUGUUCAUGAUUGGUAUGUUGGUACAAGGUGUUGCAAAAUCACCUCGCACCUCUUUGUUAACUGCUUAUGUUGACAAUAACGUAGCGGAAAAGACAAAGACAGGAAUCUACAUGGGUAAGUAG